Brassica oleracea var. oleracea is the source of this 2440-nucleotide messenger RNA. Its product is annotated as F-box/LRR-repeat protein 3. Gene Ontology annotation, molecular function: protein binding. Gene Ontology annotation, cellular component: SCF ubiquitin ligase complex. NCBI's taxonomy places the organism in Eukaryota, Viridiplantae, Streptophyta, Magnoliopsida, Brassicales, Brassicaceae. The transcript has 7 exons. The record is from RefSeq and is a predicted model, not a curated record. The coding region runs from base 119 to 2149 and encodes 676 amino acids. Gene Ontology annotation, biological process: SCF-dependent proteasomal ubiquitin-dependent protein catabolic process.
CUUGUUCCGUCCUUUUUUUCUCUGUUUCCCAUAGAAACUGUGAAUCUGUGGGUUUUUCGCAAAUCCUCAUCGAAACUGUUUAUCCAUUUGAUAAAGAUAAAAUCAGCAAGUAAAAGCAAUGAAGAAGGCGAAGCAGAUUCAACACAUGAUCUCAAAGCCUUUCGAUCUUCUGUCGGAGGAGCUGGUCUUCAUAAUCCUAGACCUCGUCGCUCAGAGCCCUUCCGAUCUCAAAUCCUUCUCUCUUACCUGCAAAUGGUUCUACCAAGUGGAGGCCAGGCACCGGAGAUCCCUGAAACCUCUCCGAGCGGAGUAUCUUCCUCGAAUCCUGACAAGAUACCGGAAUACCUCCGAUCUCGAUCUUACCUUCUGCCCGCGCGUCACGGACUACGCGCUUAGCGUGGUCGGGUGCCUCUCCGGACCGACGCUGAGGUCAGUAGACUUAUCGAGGUCAUUCUCCUUCUCGGCGGCGGGGCUGCUGAGACUGGCGGUGAAAUGUGUGAGUCUGGUGGAGAUAGACCUGUCGAACGCGACGGAGAUGAGGGACGCGGCAGCGGCGGUGGUGGCGGAGGCGAAGAGCUUGGAGAGGCUGAAGCUGGGGAGAUGCAAGAAGCUGACGGACAUGGGAAUAGGAUGUAUAGCGGUGGGAUGUAGGAAGCUGAAGAGGGUGAGCUUGAAAUGGUGUGUCGGCGUCGGAGAUUUAGGAGUCGGUCUGCUUGCCGUCAAAUGCAAGGACCUUCGCUCCUUAGACCUCUCCUACUUGCCGAUCACAGGCAAGUGUUUGCAUGAUGUUCUCAAACUUCAACACCUUGAAGAACUUCUUCUACAAGGUUGCUUCGGAGUCGAUGAUGACUCUCUUAAAUCACUCACUCAUCAUUGCAACUCCUUAAAGAACCUGGAUGCAUCGAGUUGCCAGAAUUUAACUCAGAGAGGUUUAACCUCACUUUUAAGCGGGGCCAGAUGUCUCGAGCGCCUUGAUCUAGCACACUCUUCUUCUGUGAUCUCAUUGGAUUUUGCAAGUAGCUUAAACAAGGUUUCUUCAGCAUUGCAGUCGAUCAGGUUGGAUGGUUGUUCGGUAACUUGUGAUGGGUUGAAGGCGAUAGGGACACUGUGCAUUUCCCUCAGAGAGGUUAGCCUAAGCAAAUGUGUCACCGUAACUGAUGAAGGUCUCUCUUGUCUAGUUAUGAAACUCAAAGACCUUAGAAAACUUGACAUCACCUGUUGCCGGAAACUAACUGGAGUUUCAAUCACCCAAGUCGCCAAUUCUUGUCCUUUACUAGUCUCUUUGAAGAUGGAGUCUUGUUCCCUUGUUUCCAGAGAUGCCUUUUGGUUGCUCGGACACAAGUGUCGCCUACUUGAAGAGCUUGACUUUACUGACAAUGAGAUUGAUGAUGGAGGACUAAAAUCCAUAUCCAGUUGUCGUAGUCUUUCCUCGUUGAAGUUGGGAAUAUGUCUGAAUAUAACAGACAGAGGACUCUCGUACAUUGGUAUGGGCUGCUCAAAUCUCCGUGAACUUGAUCUCUACAGGUCGGUAGGAAUAACAGACAUAGGAAUCUCAUCGAUCGCGCAAGGCUGCUGUCAUCUCGAAACAAUAAACAUAUCAUACUGCAAAGACAUCACAGACAGGUCCUUGGUGUCAUUGUCAAAAUGCUCAAUGUUACAAACAUUCGAGAGCAGGGGAUGUCAACACAUCACUUGCCAAGGACUUGCCGCCAUUGCUGUUCGAUGUAAGCGGCUCACCAAGCUCGACUUGAAAAAGUGUCCUUUCAUCAAUGACUCCGGUUUGCUCACUCUCGCUCACUUUUCACAGGGCCUCAAACAGAUAAGCGUGUCGGAGACGGGGGUGACAGACGUGGGACUUGUGUCGCUAGCAAACAUAGGGUGUUUGCAGAACAUAGCGGCAGUGAACACGCGGGGUUUAAGCCCGAGUGGAGUAGCAGCAGCGUUGGUUGGGUGUGGAGGUUUAAGGAAAGCGAAACUCCACGCUUCCCUCAGAUUACUAGUUCCUCCUUCUCUUAUUACCCACAUGGAAGCUCGUGGUUGCGCCUUCCUGUGGAAAGACUAUAACAAUCAUAAUAAUAAUAACACACUUCAGGCGGAGUUAGAUCCCAAGUACUGGAAGCUACAGCUGGAAGAAGAUAUUGAGCUUUAGAAGAAAAAACAUAAUGUUGUGAAGAAACAUUCUCAAGGGGAAAGAGACGGAGCCACCAUACCGGCCAAGGCCCCAUUGUUUGGAUUUAGAAAGAGGAACUAAAGCUUGGUAUCUAUGUCGACGGCGCGUGUUGCCUCACACACAUACACGUAUAUCCAUCCUUACGUAUGUAUAUGGUUGUGACAUGGAUUGGUGGUUAGUUUGUAUGUAUACCCUUUUGUAAUUUCAUUUCCUUUUUUGGAUGUUAAAGUUAACGGACGUCACAAGAGAUUGAUUGCCUUUGUUCCUUUU